AUGAGAAUAACAAAAGUUCUGACAACGCUUAGCGUUUUGAUAGUUAUCAGCCUUUUGUCACCAUGUAUGUCUAAGAAUUUAUUUCUUGAAAAAGUUAAAGAACAGUUAGAUGCAUUCGAUAAGAAUAUGAAAAAAAAAGACUUUAAAAAGAAAGUAUAUAUCUCAACAGCUGUUUUGGGAUUAGCAAUACUUGCAAAUGUAUUGCUAGGGGUAGGGUACCAUAGUUAUAAGAAAAAACAAAACGAAAAACAGAAAGAACAAGAAAAAAAACAACAAUAUCAAAGACAUUUUCAACAGAAGUUCCAGAAAUCAUAUGAGAAACCUCUUCAACAACAGCCUGAACAACAGCAAAAGCAACCGUCUGAACAACAGCUGAAGCAACCGUCUGAACAACAGCUGAAGCAACAACCAAAACAAAAUUAUUCUGAUUAUAAAUUAAAAACAGAUUCUAAUAAAAAUUCAAAAACCGUAAAGGAAAUCAUGGAUAAAGUAAGUCGAUUAUCAGAAAAAAAUAUGGCAAAAAUGCUCAAGUCAGGAAAAUCAUAUAAUCCAAGGUUAAUUGAGAUUAUAUCAAGUGUUGAAAGUGAAGUAAAAAAGAGAAAUGCGAAACUUGAUAAACAUGACAUUUCUAACAUAUCUUACGAUGUUUUGAAAAACCUUUAUCAAACCUCUGAACGAUGGAAAAAGAACCCAAACUUAAUUCCUAAUAUGUAG
This is a messenger RNA of Plasmodium gonderi, 714 nucleotides long. Its product is annotated as early transcribed membrane protein. The record is from RefSeq and is a predicted model, not a curated record. Lineage: Eukaryota; Apicomplexa; Aconoidasida; Haemosporida; Plasmodiidae. The transcript has a single exon. Bases 1 to 714 code for a protein of 237 amino acids.